GACCAUAGAUAUCGCAGUAGCUUGCUGCACACAGCCGGGGAUUGCGGGCUAGCUGGAGGACUUCCUACCUUUUUUUUUAAGUUAAAAAAAGAAAGUGUCAGCGGUGAAAAAUAUAAAAGAAAGCGAUAGAGGAAGAGAGGAGAGGAGAGAGACAAACGAUCCGGGCAAUCGCACCGUAUAAAAACCGCAUUGCAUUUAAAGACGGCGCAUGAAGAGGUUCAAAAUAAAGUCAAACUUUUGAGAUGUGAAGCCAAACUUUCGACUUGCAAUAGUUGAAGACGGGACCUGCAUGCAAUAACAUUAUAAUGUAGGUCAGUUCCGUGUCCUGUGCUAGUAAUUUGGCUAACAACGUGCAGUAAAUAAGUUUCGAUUGCAAUAUUAUGUUUGUUCAAUCCGUAAUAUUGUAACGAUUAUAACUUGAUCGUUUUGUAAUUCGGCAAUAAUAAUAAUAAUAAUAAUAAUAAUAAUAAUUGUUGUUGAUAUUAAUAGUGAUUACAACUUUGCUUUAACCCGCAACACAUCACUUAUUUUAUAUUUUCUGGUGGUUAAGUUCUCAAAUAUUUCAGUUCGUUAUAGGCUGGGUCAAGGAUUCAGUUCUUUCUGAGUCUGUUUUUAUACAAAAUACGGUUUUGUUUUGACAACGGUUGCGUGCAGUAAUGUUCCGUAUAAAUAACUAGUGCGUCAUGCAAUUAUAACGACGUAACUCGUAACAUUUUCAAUAAUUAUUUAGUCAAAAUCUGAAUUUAAGGUUAUUUUAGGUAAUUUUACCAAAAUUAUAUAUAUAUGUGUGUGUGUGUAUUUUUUCCCCAAUCAAUACAAAGUUUUUUUUUGCUGCUAGAUAGAUUUAAAAAAAAAAAAAAAAGUUAAAACUUAAUAGUUAAAACGCCUGGCUGAUAUAAUUUAGCACUCUUUUUAUAAUAAUUUGAAUUGUUUACUACCAUUAACUUUCUAGCAAGUGCGAGACUCGUCUAGGACUGUAACAGUGCCUAUUAAUAUGAAUGUAAUUUUAAAAUACCAGUCGCAUAAAUAAUUAUAUUUGGCUUAAUCUUCAGAGAGGUAUAGCGACAGGUGUUGCACCCAUUAAUAUUAUAACUAAUAUACGAUAAUAAUAAUAUGCAUUUAUUAGCGUGGCGCUUUUUUGUAAUGUAACAUUUCGCAUAAUCUUCCAGAGAGAUUGCAGCGAGAGUUGCUGCCUGGCACCGCCGUUCAUUUGGAUAAUAAAAUAUAUAAAUAUUAUAUAUUCAACCUUAUAUUGAUAUAAUGGUAUAUUUGAAUAGUUUUCUUUUCUUCUAAAACCCGUCUUCAAAACAAACCAGUUAAUACAACUGUGUUUUAUUUUAGAAUAAACAGAGAUAAACAAAACCAAAAUAUAAUAUAUUAAUCCUCCUCUGCUGUUCUCUCGACGGCCACAAGAUGUCGCUGUUCCUAAACCCAGCGUUCCCAGCGUUCCCCGCGCACCUCAACAAAAACGCCGCUUUCAAAAGGGCCGCCGUUUUGCUUGUGGCUGCUUACGGUGUCAAAAAACUGUACCCCUUCCUUUACCACCGACUGCGUAAGAAGACCGACCCGAGCCGGACAAACCCCUUAACAGAGCCCAAUGGGGCCCUCGGAGGCCCUGGGGGGCCCAAACAGCGCUCCCCGGGGGUGAACCAGGACUUCUUGCAGCGGCUCUGGCAUCUCUUAAAGAUCUUGUUCCCCAGGUUCCUCUGCAAAGAAUUCGGGCUUCUGGGCUUGCAUUCGCUCGCCUUGGUCUCCCGGACCUUCCUCUCUGUCUACGUGGCUCAGCUGGACGGCAAGAUCGUAAAAACCAUCGUCAAGAAAGACCCGUUGGCUUUCGUGCUCCAGCUCUCCAAGUGGCUCCUGAUUGCCGUCCCAGCGACUUUUGUGAAUAGCGCCAUCCGCUAUCUGGAAGGGCAGCUGGCUCUGUCCUUCCGGACCAGGCUGGUCAGACACGCCUACCAGUUCUACUUCAGCGAUCAGACUUACUACCGGGUCAGCAACAUGGACGGACGGCUGGCCAAUCCGGACCAGUCCUUGACCGAAGAUAUCGCCAUGUUCGCCGCCUCCGUGGCACACCUCUACUCCAAUCUGACCAAGCCCAUUUUGGACGUGGUGGUGACCUGUUACACCCUGAUCAACGCCGCCCGGUCCAGAGGGGCCGACACCACGUGGCCCUCGGCCAUCGCCGGUCUCGUGGUCUUCCUCACAGCGAAGGUGCUGCGCGCUUUCUCGCCCAAGUUCGGGAAGAUGGUGGCUGAAGAGGCGAGGAGGAAAGGGGACCUGCGUUACAUGCACUCCCGCAUCAUCGCCAACUCGGAGGAGAUCGCCUUCUACGGGGGGCAUCAGGUGGAGCUGUGUCUCCUGCAGCGUUGUUACCAGGCCCUCUCCGCUCAGAUUAACCUGCUCUUGGUGAAGAGGCUGUGGUACGUGAUGCUGGAGCAGUUCCUCAUGAAGUAUGUGUGGAGCGCCUCUGGGCUAGUCAUGGUGGCCGUGCCCAUCAUCACUGCCACCGGAUACUCCAAGCACGACUCGGAGGAGACGAAGCAGGCAGCUCUGGAGAUGAAGGAGGAGGAGCUGGUGAGCGAACGGACCGAGGCCUUUACCACGGCCAGGAACCUGCUGACAGCGGGCGCUGACGCCAUCGAGAGGAUCAUGAGCUCCUACAAGGAGGCGACGGAGCUGGCUGGAUACACGGCCCGGGUUCACGAGAUGUUCCUCGUGUUUGAGGAGGUGCGGGGGGGGGUGUUCAGACGGUCGGCCAUCCUGGAGCUCAAAGAGGGGGGGCAGGACGGGGUGGUGAAGCAGGGAUCGAGGAUCGAGGGGCCCCUUGAAAUCAAAGGGCAGGUCAUUGAUGUGGAGCAGGGGAUCAUCUGUGAGAACAUUCCAGUCAUCACCCCCACCGGAGAUGUGGUGGUCGCCAGCCUCAAUAUCAAGGUGGAGGAGGGGAUGCACUUGCUCAUCACCGGUCCGAACGGCUGUGGGAAGAGCUCUCUGUUUCGGAUCCUGAGUGGACUGUGGCCAGUUUACAGUGGGGUGCUCCGAAAACCCACCCCUGAACACAUGUUCUACAUCCCCCAGAGACCGUACAUGUCAGUCGGUUCUCUGCGUGAUCAGGUGAUCUAUCCAGACUCUCCAAGGGACAUGAACCAGAAAGGACUCACAGACUCCGAUCUGGAAGGGAUUCUGAACAUCGUCAACCUGCGAUACAUCCUGCAGAGGGAGGGAGGCUGGGACUCGGAGAGCGACUGGAAGGACGUUCUGUCGGGGGGAGAGAAGCAGCGCAUGGGAAUGGCGCGCAUGUUCUAUCACAAGCCUCAGUACGCCCUGCUGGACGAGUGCACUAGCGCGGUCAGCAUUGACAUCGAGGGGAAGAUAUUCCAGGCAGCAAAGGAUGCUGGGAUAUCACUGCUGUCCAUCACGCACCGGCCGUCACUGUGGAAGUACCACUCCCACCUGCUGCAGUUCGACGGGGAGGGGGGCUGGAAGUUCGAGAAGCUGGACACGGCCACCAGGCUGUCCCUGACCGAGGAGAAGCAGAGACUGGAGUCACAGCUCUGCGGCAUCCCCAAGAUACAGCAACGCCUCUCCGAGCUCUGCAAGAUACUGGGGGAGGACAGGAGCCUGCCCAUCACAGAGGAGGAGGAGGAGGAGGAGGAGGAGGAGGAGGAGAGUGAGGGAGACAAGCUAGUGGAGUGAGGAGGGGAGGGGAGGAGAGCCAGGGAGGAGAGUGAGGGAGACAAGCUAGUGGAGUGAGGAGGGGAGGAGAGUGAGGGAGA
Molecule: messenger RNA, 3776 nt
Organism: Acipenser ruthenus (sterlet)
Lineage: Eukaryota; Metazoa; Chordata; Actinopteri; Acipenseriformes; Acipenseridae
Gene: abcd1
Product: ATP-binding cassette, sub-family D (ALD), member 1
Exons: 10
Coding region: 1414-3696 (760 amino acids)
Biological process (GO): fatty acid beta-oxidation; peroxisome organization; long-chain fatty acid import into peroxisome
Cellular component (GO): peroxisomal membrane
Molecular function (GO): ATP hydrolysis activity; ABC-type transporter activity; ATP binding
Source: RefSeq, a predicted model, not a curated record